GCAUUCGCUGUCUGUCCUCGGUUCAGCAGAGCGGCAGUUUGCUGGUGAAGCCUGUGACGCGCACGGCAUCCUACCUAUAGGAUUUGAGGUUUGCUCAGUGCAGUUUUUUCUACCCACUUUAAACCUCUAGGUUCUAAAUAUCAGGAAAGACAGGGAAUGCUGUGUGAAAAUAGCCAAAAGUUCUCAGUAAACUGCAGGUAAGGGAACUGAGGCCAGGGCAGAGGAGAAAGAGGUGCCAGAGUAGGUUUCUUUGGAAGCCUUUCUUUGGGCUGAGUUUUUGUUGUUAACUUACUGGAUUCAGAGAGGGACCGAACUGGCUGUGUGAAAGCCAGAACAGCAUUAGCGUCAAAACAGUGACGAAGGGGUUUUGAAUAUCAUAGUAGAUAGGCAUUCAGAGUGUUUAGUAAAGAAGUUAGAAAGCCAAGCAUAGCCACCACCUGCAUCUUCACCUAACUGCAGAAUCAAAAGUUUAGAAACAGCAUCUACAGGGCACUUUGAGGUAAAGAGAAGGCUAAAGAUGGAUCCAAAUAAUUGUUUCCUUCUGAAAUUGGAAAGGAAACAUUCGAUGCACUGCAACACCUCCAAUCACAGUGUGGAUCUCCCUGUGAGCGAAGACUGGUUCCACCCGGGGAUCUAUGUCAUCCCUGCGAUUUAUGGGGUUAUCAUCCUGAUAGGCCUCAUUGGCAACAUCACACUGAUCAAGAUCUUCUGUACAGUCAAGUCCAUGCGCAAUGUGCCGAACUUGUUCAUCUCCAGCCUGGCUUUGGGAGACUUGCUCCUCCUGGUAACCUGUGCCCCCGUGGAUGCCAGCAGGUACCUGGCUGACAGAUGGCUAUUUGGCAGAAUGGGCUGCAAGCUGAUCCCCUUUAUCCAACUUACCUCCGUGGGGGUGUCUGUCUUCACACUCACAGCGCUGUCUGCAGACAGGUACAAAGCCAUUGUCCGGCCAAUGGAUAUCCAGGCAUCCCAUGCCCUGUUGAAGAUCUGCCUCAAAGCCGCCUUGAUCUGGGUCAUCUCCAUGCUGCUGGCCAUCCCAGAAGCUGUGUUUUCUGACCUCCAUCCAUUCCAUGAGGAAAGCACCAACAAGACCUUCAUUAGCUGUGCCCCAUACCCACAUUCAAAUGAAUUGCACCCCAAAAUUCACUCCAUGGCUUCCUUUCUGGUAUUCUACAUCAUCCCAUUGUCAAUCAUCUCCAUCUACUACUACUUCAUUGCCAAAAAUCUGAUCCAGAGUGCUUACAAUCUUCCUGUGGAAGGAAAUAUCCAUGUCAAGAAGCAGAUUGAAUCCCGGAAGCGACUUGCCAAGACGGUGCUGGUAUUUGUGUGCCUCUUUGCUUUCUGCUGGCUUCCCAACCACAUUAUCUAUCUAUACCGUUCCUACCACUACUCUGAAGUGGACACCUCCAUGCUCCACUUCGUCACCAGCAUCUGUGCACGCCUCCUGGCCUUCACCAACUCCUGCGUGAACCCCUUUGCCCUCUACCUGCUGAGCAAGAGUUUCAGGAAACAGUUCAAUACCCAGCUCCUCUGUUGCCGGCCGAGCCUGAUGAACCGGUCCCACAGCACCGGCAGAAGUACCACCUGUAUGACCUCUUUCAAGAGCACCAACCCUUCGGUGGCUACCUUCAGCCUCAUCAAUGGAAACAUCUGUCAUGAGGGGUAUCCACUGCUGUCCCUGAGCACAGUCACCAUGCCUCGUGGUCAAAAGAGUAAGCUCCGUGCCCGUGAGAAACGCCGCCAGGCCCGAGAGGAAGACCAAGUUAUCCAAGGUGCUCAAAGCCCUGCAGCAGAAGAGAAAAAGUCAUCCUCAUCUUCUUCAGGUCCUCAGAGUGCUAAACCCAGCAGCACCCAUGCUGCAGGUAGUCCCCAGGGACCAGCAAGCACCCAAGCCACCAGCUCUCCUGCUAUAACUCAGAGCUUCGAUAAAGGAGCCGAGUGCCCAGAGGAGCCAAGGCUAGUCUUCUCCAGGCUGUCUGUGCUGGAGCAUGCCAGAAAAGAUCCUCUGAAUCGGGUGGUGAAUGUGCUGGUGCAUUUCCUACUGGGCAAGUACAAGACAAAAGAGGUCAUUGUGAAGGCAGAUCUGCUGAAGGUCAUCGACAGAAAGUUUAGGAAGAACUUCCCCGAAAUCCUCCGGAGAGCCACUGAGCGCAUGGAGAUGAUCUUCGGUCUCGACCUGAAGACAAUUGGCCCCACUGGUCAAUACUAUGUCCUCAUCAGCAAACUGGCCCUUCCUGGCCAAGAAAAUGUGAGUAAAGGCCAGGGUUUUCCCAAGAAUGGGCUCCUGAUGCCGCUCUUGGGUGUGAUCUUCAUGAAUGGCAACUGUGCAGCUGAGCCAGAUGUGUGGGAAUUCCUGAGUAUGCUGGGGGUAUACGAUGGCAAGGAGCACUUCAUCUUCGGGGAGCCCAGGAAGUUCAUCACCAAAGAUCUAGUGCAAGAAGAGUACCUGGUGUACCGUCGGAUGGCUGGUAGUGAUCCUCCCUGCUAUGAAUUCCUGUGGGGCCCCAGAGCCUAUGCUGAAACCAGCAAGAUGCAAGUCCUAGAGUUUUUGGCCAAGCUCACUAAUAUGGUUCCCAGUAACUUCCAGUCCUACUACGAAGAAGCGCUGAAAGAACAAGAAGAGAGAGCCCAAGCCAGAAUUGCACACAGAGCUGGCCGACUUCUUGCUGCUGAGGCCAGAGCCAGAGCCUUCUCCCAGUCUUAGUGUGCUCUGACCUAGUUCCCACUUCCAAAUAGUGGAGAGCGAGGUGGGGCUUGGUAGACCACAGUGAAUAUUUUCUUUGUGUUUCUGUUAUUCAUAAACACUUGUAGUUUUAUGUACUUUUUUCCAUAGUGUUCUCUUUAAAGAGUUUAUUUAAAUUUAGGAUCUAAGUUUGUAAAAGACAUGGAUCACCUAUUUCUGUUUACUAAGUUUACUGUAUUGUAAAACAAAUUGAAAGACCUAACAUCCUUUGUUGUUACCCAGUACAAGCAAACACAGCAUUGGAAAAGAGAUUUGCUUUUAAAAUGUAGAACAGUCUCACAGCGAAAUAGUUGGGAUCAGAGCACGGCGAAGAAAAGUAAAAACGGGUAAACUUCUGGGUUUUUUCCUCAUUUAGUGUUUUGAUAAAUUUAAAAGAUAUGUACCUGGAUUUGUUUAGCUUAUUUAAGAAUGUAGAAGGAAAU
Cavia porcellus (domestic guinea pig) is the source of this 3162-nucleotide messenger RNA. RefSeq names its product gastrin releasing peptide receptor (gene Grpr). Gene Ontology annotation, molecular function: neuropeptide receptor activity. The transcript has 4 exons. Gene Ontology annotation, biological process: G protein-coupled receptor signaling pathway. The record is from RefSeq and is a predicted model, not a curated record. Lineage: Eukaryota; Metazoa; Chordata; Mammalia; Rodentia; Caviidae. Bases 518 to 2701 code for a protein of 727 amino acids. Gene Ontology annotation, cellular component: plasma membrane.